CAUAUUAUAGCCAUUAUGGUGGGGUGUGUAAUGGUGGGGCUAUUGUUGGUGCUUUGCCUCCGCAAACAGAAACGUAGGCCGGAAAAGCAGCAGAAACGUAGGCGGGGACCGCGUCUUCACAUAGCCAGAAAGAGGCAAGAAGAAAGUAAUAAGCUAGUGUUUUUCGAAAGUGGAGUUUAUGGUUUCCAAUUGGAGGAGUUGUUGAAUGCUUCAGUUGAAGUGUUGGGGAAAGGCAGCGUUGGGACAUCGUACAAGGCGAUGUUGGAGGAAGAGAUGACGGUGGUCGUAAAAGUGUUGAAAGACGUGGCGGUUAGUAAAAGAGAGAUGGAAAUACAGACGGAAAUUUUGGGUAGAGUUAUUAAGCAUGAAAGGUUGGUUCCGUUGAGGGCGUAUUAUUACUCAAGGGAUGAUAAAUUGCUGGUUUACGAUUUCAUGGCCGGUGGUAGCUUGUCUGCUCGUCUUCACGGUAGCAGACGUACUACUCCGUUGGAGUGGAACAAUCGGUUGAAAAUAGCGGUAAGCACGGGUAGGGGGCUAUCAUAUCUCCAUGUUUCCAACUUUGUCCACGGCAACAUCAAGUCCUCCAAUAUCCUUUUUGGACCGGACCAAGAAGCCUGUAUCUCGGACUACGGUCUCAUCCCGCUCUUUGCCAACCCCGCUCUGCCUAGUCGUCUUAGAGGCUACCUAGCACCUGAAGUGCUUGAAUUCCGCAGAGUUACCUUCAAGUCCGAUGUUUAUAGCUUUGGAGUGUUGUUACUAGGGUUAUUAACAGGUAAAUCACCUAACCACGCACCACUAGGGGCAGACGGGAUUAAUCUUCCUCGUUGGGUUCAGGCCACAGUUCGUGAGGAAUGGACCGCCGAGGUUUUCGACGCCGAGUUGUUGAGAUAUGACAACAUUGAGGAGGAAAUGGUGCAGCUGUUACAAAUUGCCAUGUGCUGUGUAUCGACGCUACCUAAUCAAAGCGUGAUUCGAAUGAUUGAAGAUGUGACUAGACAAGGAACAUAUGAUGGUCAUAACGCCUAGGUCUACCACACCUUAAGCAUAAUGCCCAGAAACAAAGCAAAAAUACUUGACUGUGCGAGCAAGGAUUGUCUCCAACUUUGUGUGUGUGUGUGUUUUGAAGAAUUAUUUUUUCUCU
Hibiscus syriacus is the source of this 1141-nucleotide messenger RNA. Its product is annotated as probable inactive receptor kinase At2g26730. Gene Ontology annotation, molecular function: ATP binding; protein kinase activity. The record is from RefSeq and is a predicted model, not a curated record. The transcript has 2 exons. NCBI's taxonomy places the organism in Eukaryota, Viridiplantae, Streptophyta, Magnoliopsida, Malvales, Malvaceae. Gene Ontology annotation, biological process: protein phosphorylation. Bases 16 to 1026 code for a protein of 336 amino acids.